GGAUCGCCGAAAUUACCGUCUUCUUGAAUUUGUGGUUUUUAUAAAUGACUACUUUCGCGGGAAACGACGACUUCAUCAACAUCGUGAAUACGUACUGGGAUGAAGCUGCUCGGCCGCGACUCAACGAAUACAAUGAUGUGUUCGCACACCCACAUCCUGCGUCACUCAAUGUAACACGGCAAAGGCUCGAAAUCGAAAUUUCGACUCUCCAGCGCGUCGCAAGCGAGUUCCAAGCGCAACUUGAUCGCUUACCGUACAUCCACAUCUUUCCUGUGGAGAUACUUGCACGAUGCUUUGAUUUUCUCGCCGAUGAAGAUCCACUCGAAAUGAAGUUCGCAAACACACGAGAGGCCCCCCUGGGAUGGAUCACUGUCACACAUGUAUGCCGUCACUGGAGACAAGUGGCCCUAGGCCAAUCAUCGCUAUGGCGCAGGCCAACAUUCCGGCUUGGGCAUGUAUGGUUCUCCGUGAUACUCGGACGAGCGAGAUCCACGCCGUUGUCUUUACAUUCCUCGUUCAUCCCUGCAUUUCAAUGGGAGGGCCCGAUACCUUUUCCCGAGACUAUCACCCAAGCGAUUGAAAGUCACGCCGAUCACCUGAAGUCUAUUCGUCUGUGGGACUUCCCCACCAACCCAAUAUCCAUGAUCGCGAGCUCCUUGACCCAGCCCACACCGAUGCUCCAUUCCAUUGAUCUUGGAAACUCUUUCUCCCUUCCUCCAAACUUCCUCGGUAACGCCACUCCCAAUCUGCGACACAUCAACCUUCGCCGAGUAACGAGCGAUUGGCCACUAAAGCUAUUGUCCUUCCGAGAUCUCACUCAUUUGGAAAUAGCGCAGGACAUCGAUUCUCCCAUCCCUGUACCCCACAGCGCCUUACUUGAAAUCCUAGACGGGAAUCCACAACUCGAAACCCUCAAAUUGUGGGACGUUUUCAACGACGCCGGUGCCACGCAAGAUCCCUUCGCGUUUGCCAGAAGCCGUCGAAUAUCCCUUCCCCACCUCCAGCUUCUAAAUUUCAGUGGAUUUGCCAUGGAAUUCUCCUCUCUCCUGGGAAUUCUAGCCGUCCCAGAGACUGCUGAAGUGAAGAUAUCAAGGAUCAUCCCUGGUUUGGGUCCCUCGACCUCUAACUGUCUUCCCGUCUUUUCCGCACUGGCGAACCAUUUUUACCGUCACGUAGUCCUCCGGCAACUCGCGAUUUACACCUCGGGACAGGGCAUUUAUAUUCACAGCUCGUGGCACGGCAAUGGGGACGAUAUUCUCGACUCGAUAGAUACCCCAUCGCUCUCCGGAAACUGCCUCGACUUGGAGAUAAAAUGGCAGGAAAAUAGCGUUGAUACCAUCCAUGCGUUUCUUCAUACCCUUCCGUGCCGAGAGGUCAAUACUCUUGCGAUGUUGUGCCACGACAGGGUGCCUGAAUUAUGGACUAAACAAAUCAUACUUCAGCAUCUUCCAAACGUCACAUGUCUCCGCCUCGAAGACGAAGAGACUUUGAAGCACAUGUCUCGUGCUAAGAUCGACGAAGAUGGGAAUGAGACGGGCGUCGAGCUCUUUCCACAGCUAUAUUUCCUCGAAAUACUGCACCUGGACCUGUCGAGGGAAGUACCUUACUUUGGUGGUGGCGAAUGCCGCACCCGCCUCGAGGUGCUGAAGAAGUUGCUGGUACGAAGGAAGGAAUUGGGAUCGCCGGUGACCAGACUACGGUUUACUGGAUGCAGUACUAUCCCACCGAUCGAUUUGAGCUGGUUACGGUCCUCUGUGAUGCAGAUUGACGUACUGCAGGAUCCCGAUGACGGACCUGAUUGGGAGGAGUUCGAUAAAGCGGAAGACUUUGGUAUGGGGUGAUAAGUAGUAGCUCAGAAUACACUGCCCUUCCAUUUUAUAGCUAAUUACGUCGAUUGAGCUGUAAUAUUGAUUGAAAACAC
Stereum hirsutum FP-91666 SS1 is the source of this 1921-nucleotide messenger RNA. RefSeq lists its product as uncharacterized. Gene Ontology annotation, molecular function: protein binding. The record is from RefSeq and is a predicted model, not a curated record. NCBI's taxonomy places the organism in Eukaryota, Fungi, Basidiomycota, Agaricomycetes, Russulales, Stereaceae. Bases 45 to 1841 code for a protein of 598 amino acids. The transcript is spliced from 2 exons.